Rubroshorea leprosula is the source of this 1009-nucleotide messenger RNA. The record is from the annotation of a GenBank genome assembly. NCBI's taxonomy places the organism in Eukaryota, Viridiplantae, Streptophyta, Magnoliopsida, Malvales, Dipterocarpaceae.
GGCCCAGAUAUUCCCACGGUACUUCCGUCGUAAUUAACAACGCGGUUUAGGGUUUUUCCUACAUUUGAACUCCCUUCUUCGAUCUACAGCGGCGCAGCACCGGAGCAAAAUGACUGCUAGGAAGACGCAGAGGACGAGCCGGAACCCAGAUCUCAUCCGCGGCGUUGGGAAGUAUUCCAGGUCCAAGAUGUACCACAAGCGUGGUCUCUGGGCCAUCAAGGCCAAACACGGUGGCGUGUUCCCUCGCCACGACCCCAAGCCUCAGGCACCGGCUCCACUCGAGAAGCCACUCAAGUUCUACCCUGCCGACGACGUCAAGAAACCGCUUGCCAAUAAGCACAAGCCCAAACCCACCAAGCUCAGGUCGAGCAUUACUCCGGGGACGGUUUUGAUUCUUCUGGCUGGGAGGUUCAUGGGGAAGAGAGUUGUUUUCUUGAAGCAGCUCCCUUCGGGGUUGCUUUUGGUUACCGGUCCGUUCAAGAUUAAUGGUGUACCUUUGCGGCGUGUGAACCAAUCCUAUGUCAUUGCAACUUCCACCAAGAUUGACAUCUCUGGUGUUAAUGUAGACAAGUUUGAUGAUAAGUACUUUGCUAAGGAAGUUGAGAAAAAGAAAAUUAAGGGAGAAGGCGAGUUUUUUGAGGCUGGGAAGGAGGAAAAGAAGGCAUUACCAGAUGGCAAGAAAGAUGAUCAGAAAGCUGUAGAUGCUCCCUUGAUAAAGUCUAUUGAUGGAGCCCCAGACUUGAAGGCUUACCUUGCCGCCAGAUUCUCACUUAAGGCUGGCAUGAAACCGCAUGAGCUUGUAUUUUAGAGGAAGAAUUUUGGAUUUCAAUAUGACUAAUGCUUUGCUUUGUUUUUCUUUUGGUUGAAAGUAUUUCAGGUUCUUGUUUAGAUGUUUUACUUGGAUACAAUCCAAUUUUUGUCUCGCAAUAAUAUUGUUUUCUUCUUUUUAUUGUGUUGGUUUAUUCAUGUUCUGACUCCAUUUAAACAUGAAGAAAUUGUUUCCUUUUUU